UUUCAUACGUAGCACUUGUUUUUUUAGUACAUUUAAAAGAUAGUGAAAGGUCACAUCGGUCAAGUUCGAACCGCGAAGCAUUGUUAGAUAGAGAAAAAUAGAGAGCUGAUAGAGAAUUGUUGAAGAACAAGAAAACUUUGGCCACACAUACACAAGUGUGUAAUAAGAAAAUAAUAUAAAAAUAUCUCCUAAAACUUAAAAGAACAUAGAUAUAAGAUAAUUACAAUAGAGAAAUCUAACAGAAAGUGAGAGACGUUUGAAAGAUGUGCUAAUUUUUCAGGUCGCUUCUAGACUUUUAACUUUUAGACUUUUAAAUUCUUGUACAGAGUCUCUGGCAAGAUCUCUUCCGCAAAUAACUCGCCGCUUGGUACGCUUAUAUAUUGACUCGGUAUAUUCGCAGGACGGUAGGGACAGAUUACAGAUUACCCACUAACUAUUCGACCCGGUAGCGACGAGGUCCGGGGAGACCUCGGUGCUCUUUAAUGAAAUAGCCACUCCUGUGGAGUGCAAUGAAGUGCAAUGAAUGAGAGAGCUGUGUGUCGCGAGCGUGAUAUCAUCGUGGUGGUAGCAUAGUAUCAAACGCUUCGAAAUUCUUUUUACGUGGCAGAUUAUAAUGACAUCAAAGAUGAAAGCGUUGCCUCUGCUUGCGGUGUAUCUCGUUAUUGCGACAUACGCUCUGAACAACGAGGAGCUGCUGGAGCAAGAAUGCCCCGUGGAUUGCCACUGUCACUACUUUCGCAUCAACUGGGUGACGGACUGCUCGGAUAGCAAUCUCACGAGCAUCCCAUACAACGAGCUCAGCCAAAAUGUUUACAUUUUGGACAUGAAUGACAAUAAUAUCGCAAAGAUCGGCCCAUUUCCAGACUCGAUCCAUUUGAGGCGCCUUCAAAUGGCGCAUAACCAAUUAACCGAGCUGACGUACGAAUCAUUUGCCGGAUUAACGUACCUCUUGGACGCAGACUUCUCGUAUAACGCUAUUACGCGAGUGGAUCCCGAAGCGUUUCGGGACAGCCCGGGUCUAAUUACAUUGGAGCUCCAACACAAUCCCUUGGACGAGAUUGAGGAACCCUUCCUGAAUUGCCGCACGCUACUGUACCUCGAUCUGAAUUCAUGCGGUAUCAGCCACCUCAACACGCGCUUCUUCUACAACACGACGAAUUUGAAUAAGCUCGACCUGUCGCAUAAUCCCUUGCAAAGGAUAGAACCGGGUCCCUUCGAUCAUCUGACGAAUUUGGAAUAUCUCAAGCUGAACGGAUGCAAUUUAACCUACGUAUCGCCUGAGGCGUUUUGUCAUCUGGAAAAUUUGCGACAAUUAGAGAUAGCGGACAAUGAAUUGAAAACGUUGGAUUGGAGGAGCGUUCUCACUCCGUUGGUGCGUUUGGAACAUCUGGAUAUCCGCAACACCGGUAUCACGAAUCUACCGGGUGAUGCCUUCGCCAAGAAUUUGUAUCUUCUACAGUUGGUCCUCGCGGACAAUGAAUUGGGGCAUCUGGACGUCGAAGAUACGCUCGGCCACAACUUGCACAGUCUACAAUCCCUGGAUUUAUCCAAUUGUAAUUUGCAGGAUCGCUUAUCCGAGGAAGCUUUCAGAAAUGCAAGCAAAUUACGCGUACUCAAUUUGAGCGGUAAUCCAAUGUUCGCCAGCGAUGUAACUGCCGUCCUACGUCAUCUACCAAGGCUUCACAAGCUCUCUCUCACCAAUUGCAGUCUACGAAGGUUGCCAGAUGCCUUCGAUGUGCUUGAACAUCUGGAAGAACUCGACAUCUCCCAUAAUCCAUUAUCUGACGCAUUUGUCAGUCUUCUCAAUCCGUUACACUCUUUGGAGUAUUUAGAUAUGUCUUAUUGCGGUCUCGGUUAUGUUGGAAAUAAUACUUUCGCACAAAUGACCUUCCUGAAACAAUUGAUUCUUUCAGGAAAUGAACUUCAUACUCUAGAGGAAGGAUUAUUUGCGAAUUUGACGCGUUUGGAGAGUUUAGAACUCAACAAUUGCGACCUUAAGGUACCUCUUGAUCCAAAAGUCUUCGGUGAUCGUCAAUUGACUGACAUAGUAGAACUCAAACUUAGUGGUAAUCCGCUGAUUGUACCUGAUGAAGGCUCGCUGCUCCCAACGCAGUUGUCCAAUUUGGAGAUUUUGGAUCUCAGCAACUGUGGCAUCUCUCAUUUAAAUGAGAACAUAUUUGCCACAACGGAUAAUCUCACUCAAUUGAAUCUUUCGGGGAACACAAUAUCUGGCGUGGAAAAUCUGAGUUCUCUGAAAAAGUUACGCGCAUUAGAACAUAUAGAUCUAAGCAAUAACAAUCUUCGCACAAUCAAUCCCAAGAUAUUCAAGUCAAAUUCACGCUUACUGUCAGUCAAUCUCAUGGGGAAUCCGUUUAUCUGCAAUUGUUCUAUCGCGGAGACUUGGGAUUGGGCUAUACAGGAAAAAGGCGAUCUUCAUGUGCUUGUUGGCAGUCAACCGGCCAAUUUUCAAACUGGCUCUGUAAAACGAAGGAAAACUCUCUCUUGCGCCUACGAUGAAGAAACAUAUCGAAACUUGAUAGACGGCAAUCAGGCAACCACGACUCGCAAACAUUAUCCAAGUCAGUUUACGCCCUCUCGUACUUGGGCUAAAUACGUUCGCGAAUCUAAUUGUAAUCGGCGUUUAUGAUAUGCAGCUGUCAACUAUCAACAUCCAAUAUUAAACGUCUAUUAUCGUAAGGUACGUAGACAUAAACAAGAACUGUAAACAUGAACAAGUUCUACAUUAUUAAAUACCACUGCAACAUCGUAAUAUCGUAAAAGCCAUAAACUAAUAUAAUAGUAUCGUAAAAUUUAUAUUUCCGUGGCAUUAUUUUUGUAGUCAUAAGAUUAAGGCAGAUCUAUAAUAAUUUACGUUUAGAAGGUAUCGUAUGUCUACGCAUUGAAAUGUUACUAAGUCAAAAAAAAUACUCGGUUUUGUAUAUACUUACAUCGUCCUUUUUUGUACAUAAUAUUAAAAUGAUUCUCAUUCUCUCUCUUACUUUCUCUUUGUCGAUCAGAUUAAAUUUUCAUGUAUCCAAUUCAGCAAAAUAGUAUACUUAGACAAGUGUUAGAAUGGAUCAGCUGCCAAUGAUCGACAUUAAAUAAAGUUAAAAAAAGAUUUAAGAAAUUGUUGAGAACUAAAUAAUUUACUAAAAUUUACUACAAUUUAAAUUUUAUGUAUCUAUACAAAAGUUGUAACCAUUUUAAUGUUUCACAUGUUUGAUUGAGCAACUUGAAAACGUCUCAUAUUUUUACAUCAGCUAGAUAAACAGGAAGUAAAUUUUUCGUAAGAACUAAAAAUAAUAAAUAUAUUUUUAUGCAUUUAGUGACUGAUCAUAUUGUAAUAGUAAAUUUAGAAAUUGUUUGUGCGAGAUAAUAGGUCAUAAUUGAAGAUAAAUAAUAAAAAAUAUGUUUAGUUAGUAAUUAUACAACAGAUAAAACUUACGAAACGUGCUUAUGCUGAUAGUCGUGCAAGUAUCUUGCAAUUAUGUGAUCUGUUUCUCUCAGAUUACAAUUAAGAUUAUCUUAAUUUUAUAUAAUUUUAUUGAAUUAAAUUUAAAUUAUGUAAACUUUUUGACAUAUAUUUUAAUCACAGAUAAAUUAUAUUAAAAAUAUUGAUAGGAAAUCUGGAUUUAGUCGACUUAGCUUAAACAUUUAAAGAUUAAAGAAGCUACUAAGAGAUUACAUAAAUAAAAAAUCAAUGUCAAAUAUCUGAAAAAUCUUCGUAAUAUCAUGCUUAACGCUUUUGAAGAAAUGGGAACGUAUUUCUUGCAGAAAUUCUAAAUUGACUCAUUUACUUAUCAUGCCUUCUUCAGAAUUAGAAACUUUGAUUUUAUUAAAUAUUUCAUUAAACGAAUAUUAUAACGAGACAUUAAAUUUACUGUAAUUUACUUAUAAUGUUAAUAAUUGCAAGAAAUGUUAAAGAAAAUCAAAUGAUUUUGUAGAAUAUGACUAACUGAAUUUAGAUAUGUUAAAUCGGGUUAAUAAGUCGAUUAAACUCAAAUAUCUUAUUUAAUAAUCGUAUAUUUUCAAUAUAUCUGAUUAAUUACAAAUGUAAUGUAAUUAAUUUAAAAUAAUUUAAGGAAAAGAUUAAUUUUACUUUUCUCACGCUUGUUAUUAAUAAUAAUAAUUAUCAAGAACAUAAUAAAUUUGUACCAUUGCAAUAAUCACAGAUUAAUAUAAUAAUAUAUUGCCUUAAAAAAUUUGAGUCAAAGAUAUUACCAAAACUUUAAUACAAUUAAAAUAUUAACGCAAAUACAAUAUUUCUUUAAAUUUGUUAUACAUAUUUUGUGUAAUUAUAUGUUGAAGGAUAAAUUAAAAAAUUCGAUAAUACGUCAAAAAUACUAAAAAGAUCAAUUAUAAAAGGUACAGGAUUCAACUUUACGAUUAACGCAUAGUUACAUGCAGUUCACAUGGACACAUACAUACAACCACAAUUGCGCCAUCGCAUCCGAUAGCGUGUGAGUAUGUGGCCAUGAAGAUUAAGUGGUUUCCCCCUAUUUGAACUUCACAAUAGUCACGGAAAAUACCUGAUUAUCGUUAAAAGCUAAUAUGCAAUAGUAUCCAAUUAUGGCACGACAAAUGAAAUAGUUUCGUCUUUAAUUCACUAUUCGAAUUAUUCCAUGCAUCCUGUGGCUAUCCUAUUUUUAAGGUAAUUAAGUUAGCUUGUCCUGCGUUAUGUAACUGUUUACGAUAAGUUCAUAAGAUGGGCAAAAUAUAUAAUGAGCAAAGCCGUAGGCUUUCUAUAAAACUGAUAUAAUUGAUCUUACAAAAUUAUCUAGUACUCAAAUGUGUGCUAAUAUACAUAAUUAGAAAGUUGUUCAGAAAUUUGUGAAGUGGGACCAAUUUUCCUAUUAAUAUCUUGAUAACAUUUUUAUUAAAUGUAAUUUAAUUUUUCAGAAAUAUUAUAUUAAGUUGAAUCUAAUGAAACAGAGUAGUGCUAUUUUAAUAUGUGUGAUAAAUAUUUUUUAUUAUAUAAAAUUGUGUCUUUAAGUUUAUAGCAAAUCUUGUUGAAUUUAAUGAUCAGAAAUAUUUUGAAAUAACGUAAUCGCAUAUAUCAACUAUACUAUAAUGCUUGAACUUGUUCUCAGUUAUUUGAGAUAAUUACUGUUUAUUGUUUCAUUAUCUAUCAAGAAAGGGAUGUAAGCAGUUAUAAAUAGCGUCGUUAUCAUUACUUUUUUUAUAAUAAUGUUUUGGUGAUGACGUUACAAUUUUCCAUUACAGUAAUAAUAAGACCAAUUGGAAUUACUUGUGACAAUCAACUCAUUUCUAUUACGUGUCAUUCAUUAAAUAAUAGUAGCUUAUAAUUUUACUCGUUACGUAAUGAGUUAAAAUAAUACUUUUGUUUGUUACGUCAACUAACGAAUAACAUUUUCGAUGAGUAAUGCGUAAUGAUAACGAGAUAAUUGUCAAAAGUGAUUAUUCUAAUCUUGGAGCUAUUAUUACCGUUAUGAAAAUUGUAACAUCAUUACUAAAUCGUUAUUAAAAAAAAGAAAUAAAAUAAAAAUAAAAGUCAUGAUAGCUUGUUACUUGUAAUGGCACUAUUUCCCAUCUCUAUUGUUAUUUAUUAAAAGCUAUUAUAUAGUUAUCUUUGAUUUUAAAUAUUCCAUAUUCGUAUUUCUCAAUUUUACCGAAUGUGUUUGCUGAAUUUUUCUUGCAAAAAUUAUAAUUUAUGUUAUUAUUUUGUAUUCCACAAUUAUAUAGUUUAUAAAAUAUUUACGAUAAUAUACAUAUAUAUUGUCUAUAUUUUUCAGUAUCAAAAAUUCUAUAUUCUUGCAUUCAACCUUAACGAAAAUAAUUUUUCCUAUUUACUACGCCGAUAACAUUGGCAUUAAUAUUGCGCGACGUGAAUGCAAUAAGUUGAAACAACUUUCCUACACGUUGGCCUUCGCGUGUUUAAGUAAAUUAUAUCUAGAUUUUUGUUUAAACAAUUCAAUACUUAGAUGAUAAGCUGAUUUUAGAAAUUUAAGAUUUGCCAAAGUGAAAGAGAAAGGGAGAAAAAUAGGAAGUAAAAUGGUAAAUAAGUAUGAUAAAAUGGAAAAAAAGGCAUUCCUCGCUUGGCGCAUUUGAUCGAGAUUAAUCAUUCAAUUCUUGCGUAUGUAUUUGAUCGUAUAAAGCGAAUCAGCGAUCGUUCCCGCCUUCGCAUACAUUGUACAACACAGACGAUCGCGCGCCGAGCCAUUUUUUAUUUAUAAUCACGAAAUGUAAAAGACUGUUGUUUAAUAAAGUUGUCGUUUUCUUGGUAUA
This is a messenger RNA of Solenopsis invicta (red fire ant), 6246 nucleotides long. Its product is annotated as carboxypeptidase N subunit 2. The transcript has 3 exons. Gene Ontology annotation, cellular component: extracellular matrix. Gene Ontology annotation, molecular function: protein binding. The coding region runs from base 614 to 2647 and encodes 677 amino acids. The record is from RefSeq and is a predicted model, not a curated record. Lineage: Eukaryota; Metazoa; Arthropoda; Insecta; Hymenoptera; Formicidae.